Branchiostoma belcheri (Belcher's lancelet) is the source of this 1519-nucleotide messenger RNA. RefSeq names its product zinc finger protein 664-like. Bases 47 to 1504 code for a protein of 485 amino acids. Gene Ontology annotation, biological process: regulation of transcription by RNA polymerase II. Gene Ontology annotation, molecular function: DNA-binding transcription factor activity; RNA polymerase II cis-regulatory region sequence-specific DNA binding. NCBI's taxonomy places the organism in Eukaryota, Metazoa, Chordata, Leptocardii, Amphioxiformes, Branchiostomatidae. The record is from RefSeq and is a predicted model, not a curated record. The transcript has 4 exons.
GUCGUGAAAACAUCGUGCAGUACUUUGGAGCGUUAUUGCAUCUUGGAUGAACAGUUUGACCAACAUGGCGGCCAGAGCGGAAUCUCACCUGAAACAAGAGCAGGGAGAGAGUGGGCAUGAAAAGCAGGAUUCUCCGCGUACCCACAAGUGUGACGAGUGUGGCAAGGAAUUUCCUAAACGGACUGAUCUGAGACGUCACAUGCGGACUCACACAGGCGAGAAACCGUACAGGUGUGAGGAAUGUAAGAAAGGCUUUAGUCUGCUGAGUACUCUGAAGAGACACAUGCGGAUUCACACUGGUGAGAAACCGUACCAAUGUGAGGAAUGUAGCAGGUGGUUUGGUAGGCUGUGUGAGCUGAAAAGGCAUAUCAGAACCCACACGGGUGAGCAACCCUACAUGUGUGAGGAAUGUAGCAGGCGGUUCACAGACCUGGGUAGUCUGAACACUCACAUGCGGACCCACACUGGUGAGAAACCAUAUAAAUGUGAGGAGUGCAACAGGCGGUUCAGUCAGCUGAGUAAUCUAAAGACUCACACGGGUGAGAAACCCUACAGGUGUGAUGAAUGCAGCAGGCAGUUCAUAACACUGAGUAAGCUGGAAACACACAUCCGGACUCACACUGGGGAGAAGCCGUACAAAUGUGAGGAGUGUAGCCGGUCAUUCAAUAACUUGUCAGAUCUAAAGAAACACAUGCGGACUCACACUGGUGAAAAACCUUAUAAGUGUGAACAGUGCAGCAAGCAGUUCAGUAGGCUGGGUCAUCUGAAGAAGCACAUGCGGACUCACACUGGUGAGAAACCGUACAGAUGUGAGGAGUGCAGCCGGUCGUUUAGGACACUGCCACAUUUAAAGACACAUAUGCGGACUCACACUGGUGACAAACCCCACAAGUGCGGCGAGUGUGGCAAGGUGUUUGGUUACCUGAGUUAUCUGAGGCGACACAUGCGGGCUCACACAGGUGAGAAACCUUACCGAUGUGAGGAAUGUAACAAAGGCUUCAGUCUGCUGAGUAAUCUGAAGAAACACAUGCGGACUCACACUGGUGAGAGACCGUACCGUUGCGAGGAAUGUGGGAGGCAGUUCAGUGAGUUGGGAAGUCUGAAGAAGCACAUGCGGACCCACACUGGUGAGAAACCAUACAGUUGUGAGGAAUGCAGUAAGCAGUUCAACGAUCUGGCUAAUCUUAAGAAACACAUGAGAAUUCACACAGGCGAGAAACCGUACCGAUGUGAGGAGUGCAGCGGACAGUUCAGUGUGCUGGAUAGUUUGAAGAAACACAUGCGGACUCACACAGGUUUCGUCCCUUCCCUAGCUGGUGUGGGUCUGACCAGGCCGUACAAGAGGCAGGGCGGGCGGCGGACGGGACUGGUGCUCCUGGCGGGAGGCUGUCUGGGCGGGGUGCUGGUGUGCGCCGUCCUCAUGCCGCUGGUCCACGUCACCAUGUCAGACAGACAGCUGGAGUUGGAGGUGUCCGAGCUCAGAAACCUCGUGGUAAGGAUCUGACUGGACAUUUUCAGU